Messenger RNA from Carassius carassius (crucian carp), 1653 nucleotides. It is a transcript of the gene micu2, whose product is annotated as mitochondrial calcium uptake 2. Gene Ontology annotation, biological process: calcium import into the mitochondrion; mitochondrial calcium ion homeostasis. The record is from RefSeq and is a predicted model, not a curated record. Gene Ontology annotation, molecular function: calcium ion binding. Gene Ontology annotation, cellular component: uniplex complex. Bases 37 to 1296 code for a protein of 419 amino acids. The transcript has 12 exons. NCBI's taxonomy places the organism in Eukaryota, Metazoa, Chordata, Actinopteri, Cypriniformes, Cyprinidae.
CAAAGUAGACUGAUAAAAACUUCCCGUAGAAGAAUAAUGGCGACUUGGGCCAGGUUAGGCGUUAGUUUGCGGAAUACAGUCAGACGUUUCUGGCCUCUCAGAAACAUAGGGUAUGGUCGUGCUAUUGGAGCGGGUCUUCUGGGCACCGUUUUAGCAAACGGAUUCAUUCACUAUAAAAAUGACCCGCGAUGGAGACUCUGGCCACACAUCGUGUACGCGGAGGACGCGAAGAAAGAGGAGAUCAAAGUACCACCAGUGUCCAUGAGACGCCUGCGGUUUAACCAGUUUGCCUCUAUGAUCUAUGAAGAAGAGCCAUACAUGACACCCAGAGACUUCCUCCAUUCAGUCCUGAUGGAGAACGUGGAUUGCAAACUAAAGAAAAAGAUGCUGACUAAAGCAGAUGUGGACAAUAUGAUAAGGGUGGCUUCCAGGGCUGAGGCAGGAAAUAACAUGUUCAGAGGAAUCGGAGACAAAGGGCUGAUCUCAUACACUGAGUACCUGUUUCUCCUCACUAUUCUUACAAAACCUGAAACAGGAUUUCAUAUUGCUUUCAAAAUGCUUGAUAUUGAUGGCAAUGAGCAUGUGGACAAGAAGGAAUUUCAGAAGCUGAAGAAAAUAAUUAGACUGAGAAAAGAGCUUCUAAGGCAGGAUGGGACAGAGCUGUCUCACAUUGUUGAUGAUGUCAACACUACACUCGAGGUGUUUUUUUUUGGGAAAAAUGGCAAGAAUAAACUCCAUUACAAAGAUUUCUGCAGAUUUAUGGAAGACCUGCAGGCAGAAGUGCAAGAAGUUGAGUUCCUGCGGUUUUCUAAUGGGAUGAAGACCAUGAGGCGGGAGGACUUUGCUGAGUGGCUGCUUCAUUACACCAAUGAAGAGAACAAUGAGGCAUACUGGGAAAACAUGAGAAAGAGGAUCCCCACUGGAGAGAGCAUCACCUUUGAUGAAUUUAAAGAAUUCUGUCUCUUUACCUACCAUCUGGAAGACUUUGCCUUCUCAGUCAAAAUGGUUAAUGAAGCCAACAGGCCAAUAGGAAUGGCUGAGUUUAAGCGAGCAGUGAAGAUAGCGACAGGUCAUGACCUUUCAGAGAAUGUUCUGGACACCGUUUUUAAGAUCUUUGACCUGGACGGGGACAACUGUCUGAGCCAUAAGGAGUUCCUCGCUGUGAUGAAAGACAGAGUUCUUCGUGGACUCCGGGUUCAGUACCAGUAUGGUAUUUCUGGUUAUUGGAAAUGUGUGAAAAGAGAGACACUGCAAGGAGCUCAAGAGGCUCUCCGUAAAACCGGCAGCCCUGUCUGACACAGGAAGAGGUCUGCCUUUGAGCGUGUCGCUGGUCAGAUGUGGUGAUACAUGCAAUUCCUUGUAUGUCUGUGGAGGAGAAUGGUACAUAAUUAAUACAAGCACCAGGGAUUGUUAGUUGUACUGUCAGUAUACUUUUCCUUUAAAAUGUUUACAUGGUCCAAAGAAAAUAUUGCUUUUGAAGCAAUAUGGCUGUUGGCCCAAAACCUAAAAAAGAAACAAUAUUCAUAUAAAAAAUUAAUGACAUUAUUAUGAGCUUUAUUGAAAAUCUGUGAAAUGUUUUUGGCCUUGAAUUUGUGAAAUGGCCUGUGCAUAGUCCAACACUGUAAGUUUUGUUUUUUUUUUUUUUUUUUUUGG